AUGGCAGUAGGAUUUAAGUUCAAACUACUUCAAUCCACUCCUUAUUAUGCUCAAGCUAAUGGACAGACAGAAUCAAAUAACAAGGUACUCAUCAACAUUAUCAAGAAAAUGCUUGAGAAAAAUCUAAAGCAAUGGCAUGAGAAAUUAUCAAAAACUCUCAGGGCAUAUAGAACUUCAAAGAUUGAUGCAACUGGCAUGACCCCAUAUGCUCUAACCUAUGGCCAUGAUGCAGUUCUACUACCUAUGGAAAUAGCAGUCCAAUCUCUCAAAAUUGCUCAGCAACACAAUCAGGUUGGAGAAGACUACUCUCAAGCAAUGCUGCUAGAACUAGAAGGUUUAGACACAAGCAGAAUUGAUACCCUCAACAAACUCUUAGCAGAGAAACAGGCUGUAGCAAGGGCCUAUAACAAAAGAGUUAGAAACAAGAGUUUUGAAGAAGGAGAAAUCGUCUGGAAAGCAGUUCUGCCCCUUGGAACACAUGUAGCUGGUCAUGGAAAAUGGUCAUCCACAUGGGAAGGUCUUUUCAUAAUAAAGCAAGUCCUUGGAUUGGGGACAUAUAGGUUACAGGACCAAGAUAAAGACAUCUAUGCUACACCAAUCAAUGGAAAAUGGUUGAAGAAGUUCAAUCCAACCAUGUGGGAUUCACAAGCAGUGCAAACAGACCCUGGAAUCGAAGAAGAAAAGGAUGGAAUUGUUGUUUGA
Molecule: messenger RNA, 702 nt
Organism: Prunus dulcis (almond)
Lineage: Eukaryota; Viridiplantae; Streptophyta; Magnoliopsida; Rosales; Rosaceae
Exons: 1
Coding region: 1-702 (233 amino acids)
Molecular function (GO): nucleic acid binding
Source: RefSeq, a predicted model, not a curated record